Hibiscus syriacus is the source of this 581-nucleotide messenger RNA. RefSeq lists its product as uncharacterized. The coding region runs from base 15 to 395 and encodes 126 amino acids. The record is from RefSeq and is a predicted model, not a curated record. The transcript has a single exon. NCBI's taxonomy places the organism in Eukaryota, Viridiplantae, Streptophyta, Magnoliopsida, Malvales, Malvaceae.
GUAAAAGUAGUAAGAUGGAGAAAGAAAAUAUACAUUCAAAGAAUCACCGUAACUUGGGUGGUAAAGAUUCACUGAAAAGGGAUUUUGCAUCUUCCCAACCUUCUUUGGCUGCAACCACAAGCUCAUCUAAUCUUUGUUAUUCACAUAAAUCAAAGACUGGCUUCCAUGAAACAAAGGACUCGCCUGAAAAAUCAGUUUCCUCAUCUUUAGUGAGAUUUGCUAAUCCAGAUAAGCUUCCAUUGUCAACGAGGAAUGAUACAGGGAAAGACGAGUCUCAUGAUGCUGGUCUCUUUGUUGCAGGUAGUCCGAGUGGGUACUCAGAUGGUGAAGAUAAGGGUCAGAGUGCCAAGUCUGGUAUAAGGAAGGGAAAAACUUCUCUUGCAGCUCAACAUUGAUCCCUUGACUCUUCUAUACUUGAUGUUCAGGAUAAGGAUGAUGGUCAAUCAGGUGGCAGUAGAGCUAAGGCUUCGAUUGAAUCUUCUCCUAAUAUUAGAAAAGGUCAAUUUAUGAAUGAUACUGUUGACUAUUUAGGUCAAGAGGCUAAAUCUUCCGGUGAAUUAACAACAGUGGAUAGACACCAU